Molecule: messenger RNA, 3379 nt
Organism: Chara braunii
Lineage: Eukaryota; Viridiplantae; Streptophyta; Charophyceae; Charales; Characeae
Source: the annotation of a GenBank genome assembly
GUCGUCCGCGACAUCGCCAGCCACUGUUUGCCGUCAUCGCGCUCGUUUCUGUUUCGGGUCCAUAGAUAGGUACGUAGAGCUGAGGCCCGUUCAUCCAUGGCUUCGAAAAUCGUAAGGACCCUCACUGCUAUGGUACUUGUAAUCCUAUCUGGCGGGAGCAUAGGCCGUCAGAUCCCCCCGAUGAGGGUGUGGGAGCAGGAGGAAGCGGAGCGGUGUCGUGCUGUCUUCCGCUUCUCUACUCAUCCACGAGAGAACGGAAGAGAAGCGAUGGCGGCAUCCGCUCAGAGCGUCUUUUGGCCUAAAGCGACGCCUGAGUCUUCUUCUCCGUCUUCUUUGUCCAGCCUGGCGUCCUCUGCYUCAAGUUCACCUCCCCCGGUUCAUGAUGCCCUCCUGCCACCGACUCGUGUGUCUAGGUCGCCUCCCCCCUCGGGUAGUCUGCCAGAGGCGUCAUCCCUCCCUCCUCCUCCCCCUCCUCCGCCUCCUCCUCCUCCUCCUUCAUCAACACUGCUCUCAGACCGUGCACCUCAGCCGCAAUUGGAUUGUGAUUCCCUAAURCUCAACCGAUCUCUUCUGAUUGGCUGCAGGAUUGUUCUCGUCCAUCCGAUUCCGCCAGCCUUCGCUCCCAGGCCUAACACCAGCGAGAAAUGUGUCAAUUUUAUCCACAACAUAGUUUUCGCAGAAGAUGGGCUCGAAUUUUACUACGUCUUUAAUCCCUAUUGCAUGAAGGGUGAGAACACAGUCAGGGAGGUUAUUUCCAUAAUGKKGUCCAAUCUCUCUGCAGUGAAACAGGGGGGCUCGCAGCUUGCAAUCGGCAGGUUGAUUAGUCACUCAUGGCUGGCGUCCGCCCCUCAAGGCGCGCCUCCUUCGGCCCCAGUGACGUGGAGGGAUGACGUGUCUGUGCCGUCCCACGCGCACGUGUCUGGCAUGGACACGUCGAAGAUGGGAAAGCACCUCCUACUCACGGCCAUGACGUACGAUGGCGGCGAUCUCUCGUGGAUCGUUSCCUUGGAUGUCGUUAACGGCAGCCGUAGAUCGUUCCCCAUCCGCGCAACCAUGGCCAGUGGAUUGGCAUUCAUUCCCAACAAGACGCGUCUGUUCGUAAGCGAUGAGUCCGAUCCGUCUCAGAUACUGACGGCGGAGAUUCCCGAUCCCGACUCAGAUCCUCCCCCUCCUCCCCCCAGUGGGGGUGGGGGGCCGGUAUCAACGGAGAUCGCCUUUCGAUUCGAUAGAUCUACGGUAGGAUCCGCAUGGAUCGGGCCGUACAGCUUUAAUCGGGACGGCAGUUGCCUGUAUAUCGUCGACCCCAAGGGCAACAGAGUAUGGGGACUAGAACCCGCGUCUUCCCGCGUGCGCGUUAUCAGUAGGAGGGAGGGGGAUGCCAGUGAUUCUGCCCAUAGCACCGUGCUGUUGGAACCAGAUGAGGCGUUCAAAGAGAUUGCGACUACCUCCGAUGGCCUCCACRUGUUCGUCACUGAUUCGUUCGGUCAAUUGUUCUGGAUAACGAUGGAGUCCCCCUGCGGGAGACCUUUGGCAGCGACAGCCAUCGCCAGAUAUGGWAGUGCACGUUUGUGGGGAUUAGCGCUUCUUGAGCAGCCGAACGGCGUGCUUCUUCUGUACGUCGGGACCGGCGGUGGUCGCAUCAUGGAGAUCGGUAUUGAURMRCAGUACCUGCAGAAGAUCACCGCCGAGAGUACCCAACAGCACUGGCAGCCAUCGCCGCCAUCUCCAACUGCGUCUUCUUCCUCCGUCCCAUCGUCUCCUGCUCCGUCUCCCGCUGCUGACGAAUCGUCGCUCGUUCGUCCCAAGAAGAAGAAGACUCGCAACGUCACUGUCACCAUAGCCGCUGCUGCUUCGAGCUUCCUCUCCGCUUGUCUUGUCGUCGUUUGCGCUGCUGCAUACAUCUUCCAUCGCGCUCGGGCGCAGAGCGCCCCACCACCUCCUCCUGCUCUUCUGGCCCGAUCUGAGUCGUCUUUCGUCGCAAUGACGUCAUCGGAAAUCGUUUUCAGGGACCCGCGCCCACGUGUCCUCACGAGAUUCUCCUUGGAUUCUUUGUCCAGAUGGACGAUGAACUAUUCCCGACCGGUCGGAGAGAAGGGCGCAUUCGGCCAGGUGUACUGGGGAGAGUUAGACGACAAGACCCAGAUAGCUGUGAAGGUCAUGGAGGGUGAGUUGACUCCGCUGAAGUGGGAGCAGUUCGUGACGGAGAUCGACACACUCAGCCGGCUGCAUCAUGCGCACCUGUGCGGGCUGAUCGGGUACUGCGACUCCGCGCGGCUGCCCAUCCUCGUCUACCCUUACAUGCGCGGAGGCAAUCUCUCCGCGCGAUUGCGCCCGCGCCAGACGUCGAGCGACGAGGCGGGGAACUUACCAGUAUCCGGUUCCGGCGAGGGGGGGAUGGAGGGGGCGGGGGAAGAGCCUGCGGCUUGCCCACGGGUUGCGCGUCCGUUGACGUUGCUCGAGCGCCUGCGCGUAGCCCUUCACGUGGCCAGCGGACUGCGGURCCUUCACGAGGAUGCGGAUCCCCCCGUGGUUCACCGGGACAUCAAGAGCAGCAACGUGCUGCUUGACGACGAGGACGACGGCGCGCUGCGCGCGUACAUAGGCGAUUUCGGCAUCGCUGCGCUCGGGGAGAAGGUGCUCGAUAACGACCGUGACAUGUUUAUCGAGACGUCAACGAUUAACGGGACCAGGGGAUACAUCGCGCCGGAGUAUCAACGGCUAGGAGAGCUCUCGGCAAAGAACGACGUGUACGCCUUUGGAGUACUGCUGUUGGAGAUGAUGACAGCGAGGAGAGUCUUCGGUCGCUCCCAAUCGGGCGACAGAUGGGAGAGCAUCGUCGACUGGGCGACGCCGUUACUCUCGAAUGGUCGACCAACUUUCAGCGUGCUGCAAGCUGUUCUUGAUCCUGCCCUGCUCUUCCAGCAGCAGCAGCAGCAGCAGCAGCAGCAGCAGCAGGGGGAUCAGCAGCAGGGGGAUCAGCAGUGGCAGCAGCAGCAGGGGCAUCAGCAGCAGCAGCAGCAGGGGCAUCAGCAUCAGCAGCAGCGGCAGCACCAGCAGCAGCAGCAGUACCAGCACCAGCAGCAGCAGCGGCAGCAGCUGUUAGAGCAUAGCAGGAACAACAUCCCUGUGGAGAAAACCGUCGAGCAGGAGCCCGUCGAGAACCGCAACAGCAUCCCUGCGGAGAGAAUAGUCGAAGAGAUUUUCAAACUCGCCUUUGACUGCGUGGUAGAGGAGCCCACCUCAAGGCCGCCUAUGGGUAUCGUAGCCUUUCGGAUUGGUGACCUUCUAGUAUAGAMUCCUUCACCUUUUUCCCUUUCGUUUUUCUUUUUUUUUCCUCUCUUUCCCAGAUGGACUAUGGAUGAGAUAGGAAGCCGAUCGU